AACGUAUCAGUUCAGAUGGCAGAUUCAGAAGAACUAUGGGAAAGACUUGCAAGAAAACUCAACAGGACAUCAAAUAGGAAAGCUAAAAGGAACAAAUCUAUCUGGAAUUUUCAGAAUAAAAUAAUCCUCUUUACAGUAGUCCUCUUUAUUGUUGGUGUUAUAACGUGGACGUUAUUGUGGCUCUUUAUUGUGCAGGCAGAAAGCAAGGAUGCUUUGUACUUUGUUGGAUUAUUUCGGGUUGCCAAUAUCGAAUUUCUCCCUGAGUAUCGGCAUAAGGAAUCUAGAGAGUUCCUCUCUAUAGCACAGAAUGUUCAGCAAGUGAUGAACUUGGUAUAUACCAAAUCUGCUUUCUCCAAAUUUUAUAAGCAGUCCAUUGUCUCAGAUGUCAGUAAUAACAACAAUGGGGGACUACUUGUGCAUUUCUGGAUUGUGUUUGUGAUGCCACAGGCUAAAGGUCCAGUCUUUUGUGAAGACUGUGUGGCAGCUAUUUUGAAGAACUCAAUUCUAACAAGCAUCACAAAUCGAACUUCAAUAGGGAGUCUUCAAGGCCUGGCUGUUGAUAUGGACUCCAUUGUGCUUAGCGUUGGGCUCCGAUCAGAUUACUCUUCAACAACUGGAACAGGUACAAACUGCAUAUAUGAUCUGUAUGCAGACCGACUGCAUCAACACUUUCCACUGGAUAUUUCAGAAAAAUCAGGAAGAAUGAUCUGCUAUUUCAAAUUGAUAGCAUUGGUUGGCUACCUCAUUCGUCUUACUAUAGCAUCUAUUCAGCUUGAAGCUGAUAACUGCAUCACAGAUUCAUUGACCAUUUAUGACUCUCUGAUGCCAAUCAGAAGUAAGAUACUAUAUCGAAUUUGUGAACCAACCAAUUCACUCCGGUCUUUUGUUUCUACUAAUAAUAUGAUGCUGGUGACACUGAAGUCUGCUCAAAUGAGGAAUGCAAAGGAAUUUCGUGGCUACUUUGAAGUCAUUCCACAAGAAAAAUGUGGCAAAGCGAUAGUAGCAUUAGGAAAUACCCGCUUUGAAGGAAGAAUCAUGAGUCCAUAUUACCCAAGCUACUACCCACCAAAAUGCAUUUGUUCUUGGACUUUUCAGACUCCACAGAAGAACUUCGGUAUAGCACUGAAAUUUCAUAACUAUACUAUCAAUGAAAAAAGCAUAAAAGGCUGUGAGCAUGGGUGGUGGAAAAUUAAUGAACAUAUGUACUGUGGCUAUUACAUUGAUCAUCCAACAAUAUUUCGUGUUGCAAGCUUUGGGGUCAAUGUUGAAUUUCAGUGUAGUUCCAAGAUUUCAGAGAAGCCACUCCUUGUGGAACAUGGGAUCUACAACAUCAGUCAACCAUGUCCUCUUGGAUCUUUUGAAUGCGGCACUGGUUUUUGCAUCCAAAGAUACCGGCAUUGUGAUGGGAUCAAUGACUGCUUUGAUGAAAGUGAUGAGCUCUUCUGUACAUCAAAACAAAACUGUAGCACUAAUUUCUUAAUGCAACACCAUUCAAUUUUUUGUGAUGGAAUAAAUGACUGUGAAGAUGGCCAAGAUGAACAACACUGUACUGAAAGUGUUCCAUGUACCAACAAUACCUUCAAGUGCAGAAACAAUGUUUGCUUCAUGAAACAAAAUGCAAGAUGUGAUGGAAUUGUAGAUUGCCUUGAUCGAAGUGAUGAAAGCAAUUGUAGCUGUGGCAGCACUAAAUACACCAAUGGACAUCUCCGGAUUGUGGGGGGUUCGGAUACACAGGAAGGCGAAUGGCCGUGGCAAGUCAGCCUCCAUUUUGCUGGAGUUGCAUAUUGCGGGGGAUCGGUUAUAUCAAAAGAAUGGCUUAUCUCAGCUGCCCAUUGUUUUCAGGGGAAUAGGUUAUCAGACCCUAGAAUCUGGACAGCACAUCUGGGGAUGCGUACUCAAGGAAAAGCCAAAUUUGUCUCUACCCUGAGGCGAAUCAUAAUCCACGAAUACUAUAAUAGCCAAAAUUAUGACUACGACAUUGCCUUGUUGCAGCUAAGCACACCAUGGGUUGACACAAUGAGAUCAUUAAUUCAGCCAAUAUGUCUACCUCCUGCCACAUUCAGAAUGCAUCCUGGGGAAAAAUGCUGGGUAACAGGAUGGGGACAGAAACAAGAAGCAGAUGAUGAAGCACCAACAGUUUUGCAAAAAGCAGAGGUAGAAAUUAUUGAUCAAACAUUGUGCCACUCAACAUAUGGGCUUAUCACAGCCCGUAUGCUAUGUGCUGGGAUGAUGUCAGGCAAAAGGGAUAGCUGUAAGGGAGAUUCUGGAGGACCUCUGUCCUGCCGAAGCAAAGGUGAUGGCAAGUGGUUUCUCAUAGGAAUCGUCAGCUGGGGGUAUGGCUGUGGAAGAUCUAAUUUCCCUGGAGUAUACACAAGGGUGUCAAAUUUUGCUACAUGGAUACACAAAUAUGUGCCUUCUGUUUUUUAACUGAGCACUGAUUACAUUUUAUGCAUCACCAUUUCUGCAAUUAUCAUUCAAGUGAUAAUACUUGAAGCAUCUUCAUUAAAACCAUGUUUAAU
Anolis carolinensis (green anole) is the source of this 2519-nucleotide messenger RNA. It is a transcript of the gene tmprss7, whose product is annotated as transmembrane serine protease 7. NCBI's taxonomy places the organism in Eukaryota, Metazoa, Chordata, Lepidosauria, Squamata, Anolidae. Bases 16 to 2427 code for a protein of 803 amino acids. Gene Ontology annotation, molecular function: serine-type endopeptidase activity; protein binding. The record is from RefSeq and is a predicted model, not a curated record. The transcript is spliced from 17 exons. Gene Ontology annotation, biological process: proteolysis.